Rhodamnia argentea is the source of this 2223-nucleotide messenger RNA. Its product is annotated as probable E3 ubiquitin-protein ligase RZFP34. Bases 973 to 1914 code for a protein of 313 amino acids. Gene Ontology annotation, molecular function: ubiquitin protein ligase activity; zinc ion binding. The record is from RefSeq and is a predicted model, not a curated record. Gene Ontology annotation, biological process: ubiquitin-dependent protein catabolic process; protein ubiquitination. The transcript is spliced from 11 exons. Gene Ontology annotation, cellular component: nucleus. NCBI's taxonomy places the organism in Eukaryota, Viridiplantae, Streptophyta, Magnoliopsida, Myrtales, Myrtaceae.
CUUGAUUCAUGCAUGUGGAAGAAGCAUAUGCUCAUUCUGCAUGAAAUAGGAAAUAUUGGACUAGAAUUGUAAAAAUAGUUUGCCAUGUGUCUACUCUUGGAUAACAUGUGGAAUGUUAAAUCAAAUUCUGCUAGACUAUGAUGUAUAAGAUUAGGUGUUCCUUGGAUACCGAAGAACCCCUUAGAACCGGAGGUUGGAAUGGAUAGAAAAGUUGGUCAAUUAACCUGGGUAAAUACCUUCUUCGUGAAGGUUCUUCCUUAAGGACAUCGAUGUUUGUCUUCAGCAGUUGUACAGUAUGUGAUUCUGUAGGCACCUGUGGAAUCAUUUAGCCAACUUGAGGGUAUUUGUUUAGUUUUGGAAGAGCCUUCUGACUGCCAAAGUACAAUGAAUUUCAGUACAGUCAAAAGUCUUAAGGCUUGAGUUAUUAGCAGUUCUCAAAGAAAGCUUCAAGCAGAAUUGCAGGAGGAGGUAGUAUAUCCUUGACGGAUCAGUUUGAUCUUACAAUCUUUCACUGUUACAUUACUACAUUUAAGAGCAUUUAAUAGUGUGAUUUUGUUGGCUUUCACCAGAGAUUGGCUCGUUGAUGGUCGUGUCUGGUAUAGUUGUUCCAGACUUCAAGGAAUCAGUGACUCACGACACACAAUUCCUUAUUAUCCAGUGCUGGAUGCCCUGGAGCUCCUCAAUGCUUCGCUUAUGUUAUUAUGUGGGAUUGUUUUACAUCUUCUUGUUUCGAUGACUCCUCCUGUUGGAGCACUGCUGAUUGGAGCUGUUGGACAUGCAUUGGGCUGUCUUGUUGCCGAUAUCAAGUGGUGUUGAGCCUCAUAGAAGAAAUCAAUGUUGCAGUGUCUCCUUGCUUGACUGGCCAAGUAAAAUUCUUAGGAGGUUAUGGAAUGUCACUAAGUUUGCUCAUAUCUGCAGGUGAUUCAUUGCUAGCUUCUAGGUAGUUGGUAGUCUCAGCAGAGUCAAAUUAAAAUGGGUGAACUAGCUAUUGAACAGCCAGGGUUUCAACAUUUUGAUGUGGAGAACCGUCAGCACGCCUUCUACGAAGAGAGACCGACAGACAAUGAGUACGCAGUCCUUCGGCAGAUGAAUGGGGAAAUGAUGCCUGUCGAAGAAACUAAAGAUGAUGCUAGUGCUACCGAGUUGCUAGAGAGAGGGUACUUGCAGUACGGAUGCCCUCAUUACCAUCGAAGGUGCCGCAUUAGAGCCCCCUGUUGCAACGAGAUUUUUGAUUGCCGUCACUGUCAUAAUGAUGCAAAGAAUAAUAUCAAUGUAAACCAAAAGCAGCGACAUGAGUUGCCUCGCCAUCAAGUUCAACAGGUUGUGUGUUCACUUUGUGGUACUGAACAAGAGGUCCGGCAGGUGUGCAUUAACUGUGGUGUUUGCAUGGGGAAGUACUUUUGUGGGACCUGUAAGCUUUUCGAUGAUGAUACAUCCAAAAACCAGUAUCAUUGCAAUGGAUGUGGAAUUUGCAGAAUUGGGGGGCGGGAGAAUUUCUUCCACUGUUACAAGUGUGGUUGCUGCUAUUCAGUCUUGCUGAAAAACAGCCAUCCUUGCGUGGAAAGAGCGAUGCAUCAUGACUGUCCUGUUUGCUUUGAGUUCCUAUUUGAUUCAAGAAAUGAUGUGACAGUCUUGCCUUGCGGACACACAAUCCAUAAGAACUGCUUAAAAGAGAUGAGAGAACAUCACCAGUUUGCUUGCCCAAUCUGCUCGAAGUCUGUCUGUGAUAUGUCAAAGGUUUGGGAGAAAUUUGACGUGGAGAUUGCAGCCACGCCAAUGCCAGAGCCUUAUCAAAACAAAAUGGUUUGGAUCCUCUGCAACGACUGCGGGAAAACAUCUCAAGUCCAAUUCCAUGUAGUUGCUCAGAAAUGCGCCCAUUGCAAGUCCUACAAUACUCGCCAAACACGCGGCUGACCAUUAGGCCUGGACCAAGGAAAUUCUGAUGUUUGCCAAUGUCCUUACACCAGGCUGUGAAGCCGUGAGUCCAUUGAGUUGGGUCGCUUGUGAGGUGUGCUAGACAUGCGAAAUGAUCAAGCGGCUGAAUCUCGAGGGGGUAGCGGCCUUCUUUUUCUUGUCCUCUCCAAAAUCUUUUCCCCGGUUUUUUCUUCGAAUCGUGGAAACGAGGGAAUGUGGAGUUGCUCUCCGCCUCUUGUCGCAGCUUGUCGGUUUCUAGCUUUCCCGAUUUUUUUUCAGUGUUUUUGUCUUGCAAACAGAAGCGCUAUG